CCCUCAUUGAGUAACUAACGGCUAUAUUCCCUUCAUUUUUUCAAAAUUGUCUGUAAGUCUAGCGAAGAAGAAAGAAGCGACUAUGGCGGAAACGAGGGUUGAGAUCUCAGAUCCAGAGGCAGAGUUUUUCGCUUCCAAGCAGGAGACCGGAUAUGAGUGGGAGCUUUUCAAGGAGAACGUCAGGCCAUUGAAGAGAGGACGCGAUGUUCGUCUUCUCAACCACGCUCUCAAAUCUCAGUCCGACCACCAAUUAAGGAAGAAUCUCGCCGAGAAACGGAGGAGGUUGAUUGAAGCCAUCGAUGAGUACGAUGGAGACGACCCUCUCUUUCCCUGGAUCGAGUGUAUAAAAUGGGUACAAGAGGCUUUUCCUCCAGGAGGAGAAUGCUCGGGACUGUUAGUGAUAUACGAACAGUGCGUUCGCAAGUUUUGGCACUCGGAACGUUACAAGGACGAUCUUCGUUAUCUCAAAGUUUGGUUGGAAUAUGUGAAAACCGCGAAUGAGAUCUUCAAUCUCGGAAUCUCUAGAAAUGCAAAGCCAGUGGAGAAGUUGAAUGAUGCAUACAAGAAAUUCAUGGUGAGAACUAUGAAAAGGCCCGAAACAGCUGAUGAAGAACCAAAGGAGAAUGACUUACCCUCAAGGAGCUUUGGUACUCUAUUGUCCAGGGGAGAUAAUAAUAAUACAAGAAGGCAAGCGUUAGGAAGUUCUAAUCUACAAGCUAAAAAACCAAAGCUGAAUAACUCAUCGACAUCGAAGACACCUUUUCCUAUCUACAAGGACACUACACAAGGGAGUCAAACAGAGUCAGGCAAGACAAAACCAGAGUUUGGUUCUUGGCUCAUGCUCGGAGGCAGAGCAGAGAGGAACAAAGAAAACAAUUCUUUACCUGGAAAAUGGACAACAUUCAAGGUUCCUCAGAAACCCAUUGCGAGGACUGCUGCAGCCUCUGCAUCCUCCUUUGAGGUUUUUGUCGAUGAAGAAGAGUGUACAGAGGAGAAAGAGAAGAAGAAGAGUGAAACCAUCUCAUCAUCAUCAUCAAACGUUCUGCCCCUUAAUGAUGGACGUGAGAUAAAGAAAGAAACAGAGCUUCUGAGACAGAACCCUCUAAGGCAUUUCCCACCCAACAGCUUCCUAAGAUGAUGAUGUUCAUCAUCUCCACAAACAACACGAUCUUCUGAUUUGAUAUUUCGGGCUUUUGUCUAUAAAGCUCCUUGUAAUUUGCAUAUUUGGAUUUGUUUUGUGAUGUACUGAGAUUUAUGUACCAUGAUGAUGAGAACAAUGAGAAUCGAUUCCAUUUUAGCUACUUGAAAUCUCCUUCUACUAAUAUAUAAUAGUACUGUUACUGGUUUG
Thlaspi arvense is the source of this 1348-nucleotide messenger RNA. The record is from the annotation of a GenBank genome assembly. NCBI's taxonomy places the organism in Eukaryota, Viridiplantae, Streptophyta, Magnoliopsida, Brassicales, Brassicaceae.